AUGUCAAAGCCCAUUCCAGCAUCCUGGAGGCGAGGCUCAGGGCUCUCCGAGUCUCCCUCCUUCAACCCUAACGAAAUCCCUAGCGGUGUCGAGACCCCUCUCGGCACCACUGACAACGAGGAUGGCAUGGCUUACUUGCGAUCCAUGAGCUACGUCCACACUUCGGGUCGCUUCAGCUCCUACUCGCUUGCUGACGACUCGCGAAGAGGCUCGGCUCACAACACUCUGGUCAACCCGAGCCUCACACCCACCGACUACGCUUCUUCCGAGAAUGGCUCGCACAAGGGGCCCAAGGUCGACCCUCUGGCCAAGAAGAGCCCUCUCCGGGCCAGCAACUCGUGGGAUGGACAGGCCGAGAUGGGCCAAGCGGGCUCGUCCUUGACCCCAGAAGCGAUCAAGAAGAUGAAGUACGGGCGUCUGAGGUACAUCGAUGGCCUCCGUUUCGUUGCAGCCAUCGUUGCGCUCACUUCUACCGUCAUCUCGACCACCAGCCAAAAUUGGUCCGUUGGAAAGAGCAUCCUCUACCCGUUCAACUCUUACUUUGCUCUCACCCUCUUCCUUGCCAUCCAGGGCCGCGCGCUUACGCUGCCGUGGCUCGUCAACCGCAAGGAUGCCCUCAAGAGCUUCACCGACGCCGCUGCCAAGGCCAAGGCGGCCAAGGCAGCGAAGGUCCCUGCUCCCAAGGCACUCGACGAAAAGGCUACCCCGCAACCGGUCCAGGCACCAAAGGGCGAGAGCGGCUCGCAGAGCGACAUCAACACUCCCGACUACAAGCUCGUUGGUAUGGCCAUGAUCUCGCGUCCUUUCCGCUUCCUGCUCCCCAUUCUUUUUGUCACGGGAGUUCAGUACGCCAUCUGCAAGACUACCAACCUCUACCCAGACAACCCGAACUUCGAGACGCUCAUUGGAACCCGACCGGGGUGGUGCUUCCGCAACGCUUCGCAGUGGAUCAUCACGGCCACCAACCUCUUUACCUCGGAGGACCGCCCUACGGAGCUGCGCAGUGCCGCCGGGCCCAUCUUCUACUUGCCCUGGUUCUUCCAGAACAGCUACUACUUGUACGGCCUCACGCUCAUCGUCGGUAUCCUGCAGCGUGACACGCGCGUGGCGUUCCUGCUCGUCAUGGGUCUGCUCAAUUGGUGCACGCUCUCGUACCUGGCACCCGCACUCCUCGGCCUGCUCGUCGCCGAGCUCGACGUCUCUGGCCACUUUGCGCGCCUCCGCAGGCACAAGAUCGCAAGCUGGGUGGUGCAGGGUCUUUGCGCUGCGCUCUUCCUCGUCUUCCUGCUGAUUCCUCAGGUGCGCGACCCGAUGAACGACGGCCUGAGCCACCUCCAGGUGCUGCGACCAUCGGAUCGCCAGGGAGCCAACAUCUACUCGGUCAUCAAGUUUACCGAUGUGAUCUGCUCUGCGUUGCUCUUGGUAUUCCUGGAGCUUUCGCAGGUGUCGCAGCGCGUGCUUUCGCUCGCGCCCAUCUCGAUGAUGGGACAGCAGAUCAGUGCCGCUAUUGUGGCGAUGCACGCGAUCGUGUUGUGGUCGAUCAUGCCCAAGGUUUUCCCCAUGACCGCGGCCUCUUCGGUCACCUCGGGUGCUGCCACGAAUCUGGCGGGCAUCUGGGCUCUGACACUCAUCAUCACGCUGGCACUCUCGGUGCUCUUCCGCGUGGUGAUUGAGAUCCCCUCGGAGCUGCUGGGACGCGCGACGCUCAUCUUCUUUUAUGGGCAGGACGACAUCCAGCAGCUUUCGACGAUCUCGCCACAGCACAUGGAGAAGGCGCGCAAGUCGGGCUAUCUGAUGCCGCUGCCUAGCCUGGGCAACCCGAUGGCCAAGCUCGGGCUGACCAAGGUGCCGUGGUGA
Moesziomyces antarcticus is the source of this 1857-nucleotide messenger RNA. RefSeq lists its product as uncharacterized. Bases 1 to 1857 code for a protein of 618 amino acids. Gene Ontology annotation, cellular component: cytoplasm. The record is from RefSeq and is a predicted model, not a curated record. Lineage: Eukaryota; Fungi; Basidiomycota; Ustilaginomycetes; Ustilaginales; Ustilaginaceae. The transcript has a single exon. Gene Ontology annotation, molecular function: beta-1,4-mannosyltransferase activity.